Messenger RNA from Poecilia latipinna (sailfin molly), 1555 nucleotides. RefSeq names its product mitochondrial rRNA methyltransferase 2 (gene mrm2). The record is from RefSeq and is a predicted model, not a curated record. The transcript has 2 exons. The coding region runs from base 117 to 836 and encodes 239 amino acids. Gene Ontology annotation, molecular function: rRNA (uridine-2'-O-ribose)-methyltransferase activity. Gene Ontology annotation, biological process: RNA methylation. Gene Ontology annotation, cellular component: mitochondrion. Lineage: Eukaryota; Metazoa; Chordata; Actinopteri; Cyprinodontiformes; Poeciliidae.
GUUUUCUCGUUCUGUUUCAAAAAUAAAGGGGACCCAAAUAGGUAGCACACGUUGAGAACUCUGUUUCACGCAAGCGCAGUUGAUGAAAUAGGAAUAGAUAUAGUAGAAUAAGCCAAAUGUGGAUAUUUUCUGUUCAGAGGAGAUGUUUUCACUGCUCGCUGAGUGUAACGAAGAAGCUGAAGGGGAAAACUGCAACAGAGCAGCGCUGGGUGCUGCGGCAGCUGAAAGAUCCGUAUGUCAAAGCUUCACACGCUCAAAACUUUCGAUGCAGAAGCGCCUUCAAACUCUUGGAAAUAGACGACAAGUUCCGUCUACUACAGCCCGGAUACAGCGUGGUGGACUGCGGUGCUGCACCUGGAGCAUGGAGCCAAGUGGCUGUGCAAAGGAUCAACUCUGCUGGGACAGAUCAAGGCUCGCCACGUGGAACAGUCAUCGGCAUCGACCUGCUCAACAUACCACCCCUGGACGGGGCCCACUUCCUCUCCAAUCACGAUGUCACCGACCCCGCCACGCACGACAAGCUGCAGGAGCUCCUCCCCCGGGGCCGAGCUCAUGUCAUCCUGAGCGACAUGGCGCCCAACGCCAGCGGCUUCAGAGACAUGGACCAAGAGAAACUGAUCACCAUGUGUUUGUCUCUGAUAGACUUGGCUGAGAAGAUUCUGCUGCCUGGAGGCUCUCUGCUCUGCAAAUACUGGGACGGGGUUCUUUCCCAUCACCUCCAGGAGAAACUCUCAUCUGUGUUCAGCAGUGUUCGGACCAUAAAGCCAGACGCCAGCAGAAAGGAUUCAGCUGAGAGAUAUUUCCUUGCUAGAAUGUACAGGAAGCCCGUGAAGUGAUAUUUGUUGUCCUUUAUUUAACUCAUGACUGGCACAUUUGCUGAAGUGCUUCUCUGUGUCUCUGAUCAGUGAGCUGUUUGAACAUGAAGAGCUUUACUUAGUGGCUGUUAUCAAAAGAUGGCAGUGUUGAGACAUCAGUGAGGCUUGCUGCUCUGGGCACAAAUGCAAGCAUAUUAAAGACCGUAAUGUGCUUCCGUUCCCUGCAAACCUAACGCAGUAGCAGCACUUAAUCAGUAAAAUGAAAACCUAUGCAAGAAUCAGUGAGAUUACUCAAGAGCAUUUUUCUUAUUAUUGCCCCCAGUAGCUGUUCCAGAGUCUCUCUUUACUGUUUGCUUUGAUGCAGAAAGUCGUUUAGCUCGGAUGUUUAUUGUAAGAUUCUGCACUUCCAGCCAUGUUCAGCUGUUCUGUUGCAAAGAGCUCACGAAGGGAAAAACUAAUUUCUAAGUGUCAUGUACUAUGUGACUAAUGGAAAGUAGAAUGACAGUAAAGAUUGCAUGCAUAUGUGUGUUGUACACCUUUGCUGUCUUGACAGGAGAAACAUCCAGAUCCAAGUUGUUGAAUUAUCCUUAAAUUUUACCUCAGUGACUGCCAAAACACUUCAGAAAAUAGUCCAAGUUUACUUUUAUUUUCCUCCCCACAUAAAUGAUUAAUGAACAGAAGAUGUGAUAAAAUAAUGACAAGUUUGUUUAUGCAAUUAAAGUUGAACACCUGGAUAAUAG